AAAUGCUGCUUUCUCACCCGUUGCCUAGAGAGCUGUUGACUGCUGGUGCCUUGCAGAAUUAUAAUGUAUUUCAUACACCUAAUUACUAAAUCUGGUGGUAGCUUUGAUAAAUACUGAAACGUGAAUGGAUGCAGUUGACUUAUUCCAAGGGCAUUGUAACUGAGAGGAAAAUGUGAUUGAGUCUUAAAAUUUUUCUUUAUUAUGUCUCAGAUAAAAUAGCUUCUGUGAAUUGUUAGCUUAGUACUUAAGUAGUUUUAAAUAACCCGACUGUGGUUUACCUAUUAAGUGCCUGAACAUAUUUCCCAUAUUGUCCUGUCAGUUUGUUGGGUUGUGAAGUUAAAUAGAACACGCUUUCAAAAAUUUCUUACAUAGGAACAUGUAGUUUUGACUUAAAGGCAAAUGUUUUUUUCUCUGAAGACUCUGAGACUGGCACCUGGUCAGUGUUUCUGGGUAAGCCCAGGCUUAAAAGGUGUACCUGGGGAUAGUGGGGCCAAAGAAACUAGAUUUCUUUGAGUCAUGUCCCUGUUUGGGGCAGUGGCUCUUGAAGGUACAAAGAUGAUUGCAGCAAUUAUUCAGCAGAGGUAGAACAGGCCUGUUUGUGAGCAGCUUGUCUGUGGGGAAAGCUGCUGUGUGUAAACAUGCUUAGAAGGUUAAGACAUUACAUGAAAACUCUUUUUUUAGAGAAUUAUUCCAGGUUUUCUUGGUGAAAUGGCAGCUGAUAAUUUUGGUCAAGAGGCUCUAAACUUUGAUUCUUUGUCAUCAGCAAAACUGAACAUGUGGAGAUGUCAGCAAGUAGCUGUGGAUGGAAAACUUAAUGCACCAAUAAGGAAGAGUUUGAAAACUUCACAGAAAUUCUACUGCUGUCCUAUUGAAGGCUGCCCUAGGGGACCAAACAGACCAUUUUCCCAGUUUUCUCUUGUAAAACAGCACUUUAUGAAAAUGCAUGCUGAAAAGAAGCACAAAUGUGAUAAAUGUAGUAACUCCUAUGGUACAGAAUGGUAUUUGAAGCGACAUAUAGAGGUCUGUGGCAAGACUUUCCAGUGUACUUGUGGAUGCCCUUACGCCAGCAGAACAGCAUUGCUGUCUCAUAUUUACAGAACUGGCCAUGAAAUUCCUGCAGAACACAGGGAUCCUCCUAGUAAGAAAAGGAAAAUGGAAAGCUCUGCACACAAUCAGCAGUUGGCAGAGAAAGCAAAUGAAGCAUUCAUCAAUACACACAAUAGUAAUCCUGGCACUCAGGAAUUGGAGUCCUCUGAAGUGAAACUAGUGGCCUCUCUCAAAGGCUCCUGCAAUCCUAACUUCACAAACCAAAUGCAGCCAAAGUGUAUGCCCAAGAUGCUUUUGCCAAAGCCCAGAGUGGCUUUGGUUAAACUUCCAGUGAUGCAGCUGGCUCACUUGCCUAUAUAUGUAUCUGCAACAGACUCUUCUGUCAAACCUGCUGUUGUGGCUGUUGAUAAUCAAGGUUCAGUUGUAAGUACUGUUCAUUUACUGCCUCAAUCGAUAGGAAUUCUGAUUCCAGCACUGGAGGCAGAAACACUUGUAUUUAAAGACAGUAUGCCUGUUUCAAAAGUGACAAAUUCUGGUCAUAACGAACCAAUCAGUACUGGUGUACAAGUUGAGUUGGAUAAGAUUACAACGAGUAACACAGGGCAAGAGCUGGGGAACGUUUGUCAGAAGAAUAAAAUUUCCUCGAUAAAUAUACAGACUGACUUAUCUUACAUUUCUCAGACCUUGCUACCAGCUGCAGCCUGGACUCCCAGUUCGUCUGUAUCCUCUUGCUCUCAGACAGAUCUGUCGUUCAGCUCACAGAUUUCAUUACCCAUCAGUGUGCAAACACAGACACUGCUGCCUGCUUCCAAACUGACUUCAUCCAUAGCUGCUCAGACUGAUGCUUUUAGUCAGGCUUGUUUUCCAACGUGUGGCAUCUCUAGGGAGACUCAAACCAGUAGUACACAGGACUCAAUUGAUGGGAGAGUACAAAUGGACCAGGCUGUAAGGUGCAGUGACAUCUUUGACAAUGUUGAUUCGUCAUACAAUGUUUCUACUCACAUUGAACUUCCAGAGAACAAUUUAAUGUCUGCAAAUAUAGAUCAAACCUUGCUGCAAAGGAGUAAUUGCAAGAGCCUGAAUCAAGACACAGUCAAGUCUGAAUCCCUGAUCAGCUUCAAUACGCAGACUAAUAUACUUCCACCUCAAAAUACGAUGGAUAAUCAAACCCAGACAAUGGACCUACUAAACGAUCUGGAAAACAUCUUUUCAGGAAACAUGUCUGGCCAGACACUGGAUAAUCGUGGCCUUUUGUCUGAGACAAGUUCCAGUGCUGACACACAUCUGCCCUCUGGUCCAUCACAGGGCACAGGAAUAGACUUUGACAUUGAAGAGUUCUUUUCAGCAUCCAAUAUCCAAACUCAAACUGAGGAGAGUGAGUUCGGUACCCUGAACUCUGAGCCAGUUUUGGAGUCGCUGGACAUUGAAACUCAGACUGAUUUCUUAUUUUCAGAUAGUGCCACUCAGUCAUACAGCUGCCGAGGAAAUUCUAACUUCUUAGGGUUGGAAAUGUUUGAUACACAGACACAGACAGACCUGAAUUUCUUUUUGGACAGUAAUACCCAUCUGCCUUUAGGAAGUAUUCUGAAGCAGUCUAGUUUCUCCAUGAGUACCGACUCAUCUGAUACAGAAACCCAAACAGAAGUGUAUCCAGCUACUAAAAACCUACCUACUCAGAGUAUUGAAAGCAAAGUCCAGCUCAGUAGUGCUGAAACACAGACUAUGGAUAGCUGCUUUGAAAAUCUGGGGAGUUUAUUUCUUACCAGCAAUGAGACACAGACAGCAAUGGAUGACUUUCUUCUGGCUGACUUAGCCUGGAAUACAAUGGAGUCCCAGUUCAGUUCAGUAGAAACACAAACCUGUGAAGAGCUGUGCUCCUUGUUUCAGAGCUCUGACAAGCCCAGCCAUUGAGUGCUGCGUGAUAUAACUGUUUCCUGUGGUUUGACUUUAAAUUAUUGGGGUGGGAGGGAUGGCUUGACCAAGGUAUCCACUUUGCAUUAUUGAAUGUAGUUAUUGUAAGCAGUUGGCCUAAGAGACUUCUCAUGCUGAAGGUACUCUGUUGAAUCUGUAACUUUACAUAAGCUGUGUGUGUAUAAAUGGGGGGAAGGAGGGGCUGUAACAUGAUAAUGUAUAUUUCGACCUUAAAAAACAAAGUACGUGGUGCCUAUGUUUUUUCCUCAGACUUCUUUACAAAGCUGAUACUGCUUUAAUUUCAGUGGAAGAGCUUUUGAAGUUGUUAUAUAUAUAUAUAUGUAUCUCUGUCUAUUCCUGGCUUACGUAUAGGGUUACAAUGUGCUGGACCAAAACCCCAACCUGUCCAAUUCAGAUGCUUCCCUGAAUUUACUGGGAAGGAUUCUACUAGUGUAAGCUACUUCUGUUUACUCUGUUUAGUAGCUUAUAUUUCAAAUCCAGCAUGAACAAAAUAAGCCAUGUUGUCUUCUUUUACUUUAUGCCUUCGCAUCUUUUUCUCCUGCAUAAGUUGAUAUUUUCCAAAUACCUGUCCAACACACUAGACAUACAAAGGCUCUGGAAUUGUUCAAUAUGUUUAUUACUAAAAGUAUGUAGAAAGCAGUACUUUUAUAAUUUUUUUUCCUGAGUAGCACUGAUGCCCUUAGAAGCAUAGGAAAAGGACUUGGAAUGCAUAAUUAUAGGGAAAAUUAGUAUGUUGUUCUUCAUGCUAGUGUAAUAAAUGGGACUAAUAUUUGUAGAGUCUGCAGGAGGCAUUAAAUUAUUUCUUUCUUUAAGAUGCAAAUGAUACAAUGUGAGUGUCCCAAAGACUGGAAUAAUUUGUUUGUGCUGAAAUUAAGCUUUAUUAAGAUACAAGUUGAGAAAUGUUAGUGGUUUAUACCUCUGUUACCUUUACAGAAGUCUUUACAAAUGGGAAGUGACAUUCUCUAAAAUACUCACCUUGGGUCCUGCUUCCAAAAACAGUUGGAACCUGUACAGCAGAGCUGAGAGAUGAGCUCACAGAAGCCCUUUCAGAACAGCUUUAUCUUGUUUUUGCACAUUGAUUUGCAGCCCUCAGUUCCUUCAGCAUUCAGAGUUUUUCUAAGUAUGUUCAAGUUCAAACAAACUGAGUUUUCAGAGAAGAAACGUGUGACCUCUUGGAAUUUUUUUUAAUGUUCAUCUUUCCCCUCUUGUGAUUGUUUGCAGUAUUUAUCAUUUGCAUGGGGGGGGGGGGAAAGCCAGUUGUGAAUGUAUUUUAGAAUUUGGCCUUAACUGAUUUUUAUCAUAUAUGAUAAUACCUGCAAAAUGCAGGCCUCUGGUUUUGUCCUGGAAUGGUUUUAGUUUCUGUUACCUUAAAUGAGAAGAGAAACCUCCUCUUGUCAGGGUCCUGGGCCUGUAGCAGACUAUACUCCUCCAUUGUGAGAGGAGAGGUAUUGGCUGCAUAUUUAUUAGGCAGCUCAUCAGUGAUGUAUGUCCAAGCCUUAGUUCCUGGAGACUUGCUGUGCUUUGUGCUUCAUAUCUUCAACUCAAGGAGGUGGGAGUUAAGUUACUCAUCCAUUUUAUUUGUUUUUGUCUUCUGCUAUCACUCUUUAAACUGCCAUAGUGAAUAUAAUUAGUUAACACACUAAUCUGGUAAACAUCUCUACUUCUACUGGAAAUAAUGUCUUUAGACUAACCCUGAAACUCUUCCUCCUGAAAAAAAACCUGAAACCACAACUGUGUUGCCUGAUGUAAUUUUUUAGCAUUUCUAGCUGCAAGUUCAGAAAGUUCCAGUCUUUGAGUGAAGAAACUGAAUAAAAGAAUCUUGUAGUUUCCCCCAGGAGAACAGUGACUCUGCUUUGGGGAAGUCCCCUCAGUUUUCACAAUGCUUAGAGUUCUGAUCCUAAAGGUAGGUUAUAUUAGAAAAAGGAAGACAAUUUAUAUUUCUGUUUCUUUUGAAGAUACAACUGAUUGAAAUUUACCUGCCUACUUUGAAAAUUGGGAAAUAAGAUCGAUUACAACAUUAGGUUGAUUUUUUUUUUUUCUGUUGCAGUAUUUUUCUAGUAAUGUUGCAUCGUCAGGUUUUAAGGUGUUUUUCUUUCUCCUUUCUUCCCCCUUGCUGGAAUACCAGAGAACAUUUCUUCAUACAUAAGCUUCUGUGAUUCCCAUGUGCAAGUUGUCUGUACUGAUGCCUGAAAGAAGCAGUUACUAUAAAUCUGGUUGGGGAAAAGUGCAUUUUUCCACAUCUGGAGAAGGGAGAAAUGAAGAACUGUUCAUUACCUCUGAAUUUAGAAAGUCUUUUUUUCUGCAAGAGCAGGAGGAACCUUGGGUGAUGAGGAGCAGAAUUACAGAAGGCUUUGAAUUGUGAGAGACCAGCUAGAAUUUCAAGAACUUUGAAGGUAAUUUACAGAUCAGAAUGAGAAUUGCCAUGUUCUUGUGGUUUAAGCCAAAGCUCUUAACCAUGGACUAUCAGAAAAAAAAACCAACCUUGAGGUUUGUGUGGACACAAUCUUGCUGUGUAAUUGUUAGUCAUUUAUUGUACUUUGUAAUUAAAAGUAUUUAUGAGCUUUGUGUGUUUUAUUAGAACAUGCAAAUACCAUUCUCUUCCUUCAUCCUGCAGGUUUCAAAUAGUUAGAACUUCAGUUAGGUGAACACGGUACUACAGCAUGAAAUUAGCUAUUGAAAAUGCAGCAUUAAGACAUUAUUAAAUAUGUUUGCAUUGUCUUUGGGAAUUGGCUCAUUCUGACCAAAAUUAACUUAUUUCCUCAUAAAUGUAUUUCUUCGUAAAUUUGGUUCUCCAUAAAUUACCCAUAAAGUCAAAAAGGUUUGCUGGCAUAUGUAAUUCAGUUUGGAUUUAUUAUUUUCAUUAAAAUGUGAUGACUGCAAACAGACUUCAUAGUUUGCUGAAUCCCACAGUAAACCUUAUGAAACCUACUCUGAAAUACUGUUGCUGAAUAUUACAAAUCCUUAGGAUUUGAACAAGUUCUUUAAAAUGGCUAAUUUUCUAUUUUGGCCAUUGUUUUAAACUUAAGUCAGAACUAUUUCUUGGUAGCACUAAAAUGAUAACUUGUCACCCUUUUUCUGCAGUUUGUUUCUGAUUUGAUUUUCCAGGCACUGUCUCCAUUGUAAGUAUUGGUCAGCAGGGACAUUAUCCUCUUUUGUGUCCUCUGCUGCCAUUUGGACUGCUGUACAAAAUUAAUAUCAGAUUCUCUGUUGCCUCUUAGCACAAAAGUUUUGUCUGGAAGCAAUACUAAUGUUGUUUGUGCUUUUUUAUUUCCUGCUGAAUUCUGUUAUGCUGGGAUUGCUGGAUCUUGAUCUGAUUGCCUGUGUAAUGCUACUCUAAAAUCGAAUUGGCUGUUCUGUACAUUCACUUGAACUUUUCUUUAGUACAUAAAAAAUCACACAAGUGAAACAUAGCAAGUUUGGGACAUGCAUUCUAUGAGAACAUAGGGACAGAACAGCUGAAAAAUGUGGACUUGUCUCAUUGCCUUCCAUGUUUCUUUGGAACAAUGCCACGUGUUUGUAUAACAGUAGGUGAAUGUUUCUUCUAACUUUGGCUUUAUUUUCAUCUAUUUCCACUAAUACACUUGUAAAUACUUCUUUUUGCUUUGGGCAGGGGGGGAAUCUUUCCUUAACUCUUCAUGUCAGCCUAGCGAAACUGGUAGUUCAGAGUUUACUGACACUGUGUAUUCUUGUUCUAUGCAAAGCUGCUUGUGUCUAGAAAAUUUUCACUUCCAAAGGAUAUGAAAUCUUAAAAAAAAAAAAAAAAAAAAAGAGAGAGAGAGACAUAUACUUGCAGCUAUAAAUUAAACAGCUGUAAAGCAAGCCUUGUGGGACCUCAUCUAGUUUUUAACAAUCAGUGUCUGUAACUUAAUGUAUGUAACUAACACUCCUUACACGUUUUGAUUCCAAGCAGCACAGAGUCUUUCUUUCUGUUGAAAACAAAGAGCUGAAUUUCCCUGUUAGUCAUAUGUACCUGCAUUGCUUUAGAGGCAACAGAACAAAGAAAGAUGACUGCCUUCCACUCUUUUAUCCUGCUCAUGUGAUCUGAACUGAUACUUUGUGAGGGUGGGUAGAGAUUUAAGUGUUGGCAGGACUGGGAUCUUAGCAUGUUAGAGGGUUUUUUUAAUAGUCUUUCAAAUAUAGGUUAAGUCAAUAGGACUAAUAGAUACUGACUCGACCUAGGGUGCUCAACUGGCAAAAGGGUAUGUUACUGAAAUGACAACUCAGAGGUGAACCAAAUGUACUUGCCUUUAUCAUUAAGGUUGUACAGCUUUCUUUGCUUUAAUGUAUUUCUGAUGUGUUGUUUUUUUAAACAUGAUCUUCAUGUACAAUUUACUGUUCCAAAUACAUUCACACCAAAAUGAUGCUAGCAUUCUGGGCCUUGCAAGCUUUUUCAUUCAUGUGUGGUUUAAGGUGCUGCUCUGCUUGUGUUCCUAAUAGAAUAGGCCUACUGUAAACAGACUCCCAUUAAUAACUGUGGUUGAACACUCUGACGGUUGUUUAAUGGUAGUAACACUUCAAUGCAUGGUGCAAACAUGCAUCCUCUGUUUCUUCGGUUGUUGUUUUGUAACAGUUGUGAUUUUAAAUGCGUGCUAGAAGGAUUUGCUGCUUAGAGCAUGACUGAACUUUCUAUGCAGUGAGCAGCACCAAGGAACUCCCCUGUUCAGCUCUGCAUUCCCUUGCAGUCGGGUUGGAGUGUGUUUGUGUCGGCGCGCCUGACUCUUCCACUCCACUGAAAAUGUCACCAGACAGCCUGAAACAGGGAAACUCCUGAAGGAACUGCUGAGUUAAAUAGCAUAAGUCCUUCUGAUUCUUUUUCAUAUACUGGCUUUACAGCAGUUUCUUCAACGUAACCAGCAAUGGAACAUAAUGGAUGACUUGUGGUGUGAACUGCACAUUUCACAACAGAUGCUUUCCAUGCUUCAAGCAGUUGCAUGCAGAGCUAGACUGACAGUGCUCCUGUCUACAGACUCUUGCUAGUGCAUCUGUAAGAAAGCUUGAUCUGAAAGACAGCCAUAUUUUUCUCAGCUUACAGAAUUCAGCACCUGAUUAUGAUCUAAUUUAAACUUCUUGUUUGGAAUGGAUGAGUAAUAAAUUUCAUGGGUGAGUCUUUCCAAAAGCAUGGGUGAGUUACUCUCAAAAGACUGAGAAAUGUCCUUAAAUAUUUUUUCUUCUCAUCACUGGUGGGAUUUUCGUCAAGUAGACAAAUUUAGUUUUCAAAGGACAUCCAUGUUUAAUUCUUGCUAUUUAAGCCAGUAAACUUGCAGUGAGUUUCAAAAGCAAGCAUUCAUUUCUUAGGCCUACUUUACAAGUGACAAUCCCAAAGAAGGAAUAUUGUCCUAGUAAUUGUGAAACUUUUACAUAUAUUAAUGCAUGCAGAGAAAACCUUGUGCCAAAAUACUGUUUCUUAUUUCCCUCUUUUGGAAACUGAAGCGUUACAUGAAGCUACUAGUAAAUUAUUCACAAGUGUUGAAAUGUUUUGUUCACAAAUGAAGCACUUACUUAGUCCUGUAAAUUAUACAUAUUUUGGAAUAAAGUUAACUUAAAUCCA
Apus apus (common swift) is the source of this 8527-nucleotide messenger RNA. RefSeq names its product ATM interactor (gene ATMIN). Gene Ontology annotation, biological process: regulation of transcription by RNA polymerase II. The record is from RefSeq and is a predicted model, not a curated record. The transcript is spliced from 4 exons. Bases 709 to 2958 code for a protein of 749 amino acids. Gene Ontology annotation, molecular function: transcription cis-regulatory region binding; DNA-binding transcription factor activity, RNA polymerase II-specific. Lineage: Eukaryota; Metazoa; Chordata; Aves; Apodiformes; Apodidae. Gene Ontology annotation, cellular component: nucleus.